GGAGAUUCGUGCUGCGGUGUUCGACCUUGGUCCUACAAAAUCACUAGGUCCUGACUGAUUUGCUGGGUCGUUUUACCGCAAAAUCUGGAGCAAAAUUGGAUCAGAUUUCUGUAGUGAAGUUAUUGAAUUCUUCAGAACUUCGAUUAUACCACAGGGAUGGAGUGAUACUCAUGUUGCCCUUAUCCCUAAGGUUCUUGCUCCGGAGAUGAUCUCACAAUUCCGCCCUAUUAGUUGCUGCAAUUUCAUAUAUAAGAUCAUUUCCAAGAUUCUGGCGGGUCGAAUGAAGAAGUGGCUACCGGGUUUAGUCUCAGAGAUGCAGGCAGCUUUUACAGGUGGAAGACUAAUCCAGGAUAAUGUCAUUAUUGUUCAUGAGAUGCUGCAUAACUUCAAAAAUCAUAGAUAUGGUGACUGGGAUAUGAUGGUGAAGCUGGAUAUGCGAAAAGCAUACGACUUAGUGGAUUGGGAUGAUCUUGAUUCUAUUCUGCUGGCUUAUGGGUUUUCGGAAAAAUAGAGGGGUUCGAUUCGUGCAUGUAUCAGGACAGUCUAGUUUUCUAUCCUUUUGAAUGGAAGCCCUACCGAGUCGUUUUUGCCGUCCAGAGGCAUCCGCAUCCAGCAAGGUGAUCCAUUUCUCCGUUCUUGUUUAUCCUUAUGUCCAAUGCUCUGUCUCUCUUAAUUGAAAAGGGUAUUGAGAAAGGUGAUAUCCGAGGAAUCAAGCUCAAUCAGAACUGCCCAAGAAUUUCUCACUGUUUGUUUGCGGAUGACACUGUCAUUUUUGGAAAGGCAAGUGUUAUGGAAGCGGAUAGGAUUCUGGAUAUCAUUAAAAUGUAUGGUAAUACCACGGGGCUAGAAAUCAAUGCGUCUAAGUCAUCAAUCUUUUUUAGCAAGAACACUCCCCAAGCUAUCCGUAGUCUGGUGAGCAGUAAGUUUGGGUUUCCACCAACUAUUUGUCACGACAAAUACUUGGGGGUUCCAACUGAGUGGGGAAGAUAAAAAAAGAAACUUUCAGGUUCUUGUUGGAGCAAAUGGAAAAGAAAGGUGAAUCCUGGAAGAGCCUUUUAUUGUCUCCCGGAGGGAAAGAAGUACUGCUGAAGGCAGUUAUCCAAGCUUUACCAACCUAUACCAUGAGUGUUUUCUUUCUGCCUUUAAACCUAACGAACAAAAUAAACUCCAUCCUGAAACGAUUUUUCUGGUCGGGUUCCAUGAGGAGAAAGGCCAUCCAUUGGUGCAAUGCGAGGGAGUUGGAAAAACCUAAAGAAGAAGGAGGAUUUGGUUUCAAGAACUUCCAUCUCUUCAACCUUGUGCUUAUUGGAAAACAGGUUUGGAGACUGUUUGAUAACCCCGAUGCCUUGUGGACUAAGCUCCUAAAGGGGCUUUACUUUCCAAAUUAUGAGUUGUUCUCGGCAACGAAGGGGAGAAAGAGUUCCUGGGUUUGGAAUGGGUUGUGUGAGGCGAAGGAACAUAUGAAGAGUGGCUUGUUAAGAGGGAUUAUGUCUGGGGAGGAUUCUUGGUUCCAUUGUGACCCUUGGCUUCCUUCCAUUCCAUGUUACAACCUUUCUCACUUGGGGUUGGAGCCAUCCAAAGUUAGUGAUUGGAUUGACCGUGAUUCUCGAAGCUGGAAAAUGGAUGCCAUUCAAAAUUUGGUGCCUGAUGAGAUUGCUCAAGCUAUUGCCCGUGUUCCGAUCGGUCCCUGUACUGCUAAGGACAGCUGGAUUUGGCGUCUAACGAAGUCAGGUGGUUACAGUGUUAAGUCUGCCUAUCGGAUGUUUCGAGAGAAUAGAGAUUCCAAUCCGGUCAUUGACUUGAGUGCCUCUUCUCGACCAAACAGAGAUGAUUGGAAGUGGUUGUGGGAUCUCAAGCUGCCUCCCAAGCUUCAUUUUUUCAUCUGGACAUGUAGUACAAAUGCAAUUGCAACACGAGUGAGGUUGUUUGAUCGCAAGUGUGCUCCUAACCCGUUGUGCCCACUCUGUGAGGACCAAGUGGAAACAAUUAUGCAUUGCUUCUUCCGCUGCUCCAAGGCGCUUGAGACUUGGUAUCGGCUUGGAUUGUUGAAUGUGCUUCCUGUGGCUGACUCUUGCUUUGUGGAUUGGUUCUUUGGACUAAAAGACAGGGUAUCCGUUGGCCAGAUUACCAAAAUUGUGUGUUCCCUUUGGAAUAUCUGGAUUGCUCGAAAUGGGUGGGUAUUUGAGGUUCGGGAGUUCUCUCCGCCCUCUGUGGCAAUAUUAGCUGAACGUGAUGUUAUGAAUGUUCAAGAAGCUAGGAUUGGAUCCUCAGCUCAAUCCUCCUCAAGUCCAGCUGGUUUGCCUUCUCAGCUAGGGAGUUCUCGGUCGUCGACCUUAUCACCGCCUGGUCCUUUCAGUAAGGUUGUGCAUUGUGAUGGUUCCUUUGUUUCUGAUGCACAGAUGGCAACUUAUGGGAUUGCUAUUGCAAACUCCCACGGUCAGGUUAUCGACGGGAAGGCUGAGAGAUUCUUUUGUUCUUCUCCGUUACAAGGGGAAGCGUUUGCGAUUCUUAAUGCAGUUAUCUGGGCGCGGCCCAGGAUCCUGUCCCAACGUGUGUCCGUUCUGAUUGUCAGAGAUUGACGAAUGCGUUGAUACAGGAUCCGAGCCUUUGGCCCUGGCAGUGUCAGGCAUCCCUUGCUCGUGUGGUUUCCAUUCUCUGUGUUUCUCCUUGGAUCUCGAUUGAGUUUGUUCCUCGUCGAUUCAAUAAGUUAGCUGAUUGGAUCGCUAGGAACUCUCGUCUUGAUCUCCUUCCUCCAGAAUGGAUUUUCAUUGCCGACCUUGUCGCUCCAUUAUUGUAAUAGUUGUGCUUCCCAUUGUUUGGGUUUGGAAUGAAAUGAAUGAUGUUCG
Messenger RNA from Linum trigynum, 2846 nucleotides. The record is from the annotation of a GenBank genome assembly. Lineage: Eukaryota; Viridiplantae; Streptophyta; Magnoliopsida; Malpighiales; Linaceae.